AGUGUGCCGUCGGAUCAGGUCCGAGUCGAUUGUGAUAUUAUCGUGGAUCAAACAUUUAUAUUUCCUAUAUCCCAUAUCUAAUAUCUAAUAUAUAUAAACAUUCGAUAAUAUCCUUUUCGUAUACGCGAUCAACACAAAUCAAAGGAUAUUUAAGGAUAUACUCGUAAAGUGCCUGCAAUUUAAAGUGAUAACCUAUCCGACCCUGAACCACAUUAAAUAAAUCAUUACAAUGGCUAAUAAGAAGAAAGCGCAACAGCCGAACGCAACAAAUGACGAUGACUCCGUGGUAGAGGGUGACAUCGUCAUUUCCGGACUAUCGGGCAAAUUGCCGGAGAGCAGUAACAUAGAAGAGUUCAAGCAGAAUUUGCUCAACGGCAUUGAUAUGGUCACAGAUAAUCCCAGACGUUGGGAGGCAGGCAUAUAUGGUUUACCGGAGCGCAUGGCGAAAAUGCGGGAUGAAGAUCUGGAGAAAUUCGAUGACCAAUUCUUCAGUGUGCACCAAAAGCAGGCGGAAUUGAUGGAUCCUUGUAUGCGGAUGCUUUUGGAGCUGACACACGAAGCCAUUAUCGAUGCGGGCAUCAAUCCGUCGGAGUUACGGGGAAGCCGUACCGGCGUCUACAUAGGCCUCUCCUUUGUGGAGACGGAACAUGAGAUACCCAACAUGGAGCCGAGCAGCAUUAAUGGUUAUUGCUUGACAGGAUGCGCCCGCGCCAUGUUCGCCAAUCGCAUCUCCUAUACGUUUGACUUUAAGGGUCCCAGCUUCAUUGUGGACACCGCCUGCUCCAGCUCCCUUGUAGCGUUGUCUCACGCCUAUACGGAUAUGAGGGCUGGUCGCUGUGAUUAUGCCCUGGUAGCGGGCGUUAAUCUCAUACUGAAACCGAUUUUCGCACUGCAGUUCCUGCGUUUGGGGAUUGUCAGCCAAGAUGGCGCCUGCAAGACCUUUGAUGCGGCUGCCAAUGGUUACGCCCGAGCCGACACAUGUGCCGUGGUAUUCCUGCAGCGCAGGGAGCUGGCAAAACGUGUCUAUGCCUCCAUUCUCAAUGUGCGCAUUAAUACGGAUGGGUUCAAGGAACAGGGUGUUACCUUUCCCGACGGUCGCAUGCAGGAACAGUUGCUCCGGGAGACGUACGGUGAGAUCGGUCUCAGUCCCGACAAGGUCAUCUACGUCGAGGCUCAUGGCAGCGGUACGCCGGUCGGCGACGAUCAGGAAGCCAACAUGCUGAGCAACUUCUUUUGCCGUCCCACACGAACCAAUCCGCUGUGGAUUGGUUCGGUCAAAUCAAAUAUGGGGCAUGCGGAGCCAGCAUCGGGAGUUAGCGCAUUGGCCAAGAUGAUCAUUGCCAUGGAAGAAGGUGUUAUACCCAAGAACUUGCACUAUCGCAUGCCAAAUCCGGCAGUACCCGCUUUGGUCGAGGGACGGCUCAAGGUGGUGGACCGCAAUCUGCCCUGGCAGGGUGGAAUUGUGGGACUUAACUCCUUUGGCUUUGGCGGUGCCAACGCUCAUGUCAUCCUCAAGUCCCACGCCAAGAACAAGAGUCCCAUCGCAAGGGCAAAGGAUCAAUCGCUGAAACUUGUUGUCUGCUCUGGCCGUACCGAUCAGGCGGUCCAACAGUUAUUGGAUGCAGCUGUUAAGCAUCGCAACGAUGACGAAUUUCUAGCACUGAUCAAUGACAUUCACUCGCAGCCAAUUCCAUUGCAUCCAUAUCGUGGCUUUGCCGUUCUGGGCAACACGGGCACAUCCAAAAUUGAAAUUAUACCGUACGAGGAGGAGCCACGACCCAUUUGGUUCGUCUACGCUGGCAUGGGAAGUCAGUGGGCCAGCAUGGCUAAGGAUCUAAUGCAGUUGGAGGUGUUUAAGCAGUCCAUUCAACAUUGUGCCGAUGCCCUGGCACCAAUGGACUUUGAUCUGAUUGAAGUGCUCACGCGAUCAACGGAAAGUACUUUCGACAACAUGCUCUACUCCUUCGUAUCGAUUGCGGCCGUACAGGUCGCACUGACGGACCUCUUGAGGACGCUGAGCAUUGAGCCGGAUGGCAUUAUUGGGCACUCGGCCGGAGAGUUGGGAGCAGCUUACAUGGAUGGUUGCCUUACCGCCGAGCAGACCGUGCUGGCAGCCUACUGGCGUGGCAAGAGUGUGUUGGAGACACCGGGAUUACCGCAGGGCAAAAUGGCAGCGGUCGGACUCAGUUGGGAUGAGAUAAAGCAGCACUUACCCUCGGACUGUUAUGCCGUCUGUCACAACAGUGAUGACAACUGCACAGUCUCUGGUCCGAUUGCAUCCAUGGAUGCAACCAUUAAGAAACUGCAGUCAGCGGGCGUUUUCGUCAGGGCUGUGGGUUCGGGAGGUUAUGCUUUCCACAGCAGAUAUAUCGCAGAUGCGGCUCCAAUGUUGCGCAAGAAUCUGGAGCGUCUGAUUACGGAACCCAAGCAACGAUCCCAACGUUGGCUCAGUACCAGCGUUCCAAAGAGGGAUUGGGAAACUGCGUCCAGCCGUACAGCCUCUGCAGCAUAUUUUAUCAACAAUCUGAUAUCGCCAGUGCUCUUUAAUGAAGCCAUUCGUCAUAUACCGCAGAAUGCAUUGAUUGUCGAGAUCGCACCGCAUGGACUCUUUAGGGCCAUACUCCGUUCGCUGGGACCGAGAAUAAGCUACGUAAGCCUGAUGCAGCGGGGUCACCCCAACAACACAGAGUUCCUUCUAGGUCAGAUUGGUCAGCUGUAUGCAGCGGGUGGUCAGCCACAAUUGCUGAGAUUGCCUCUGUCGCCAGCAGUCAGUUAUCCGGUCUGUCGAGGCACUCCCAUGUUGAGUUCACUCAUCGGCUGGGAUCACACGCAAAAGUGGAACUACCCGAAGUUCAAGGGCGGCAGACAGGGCAGUCAACAAAGCAUCGAACUUGAUCUGAGUAAGGAGGAGAACGCCUUUCUGGCCGGACAUACAAUCGAUGGUCGUAUACUCUUUCCGGCAACAGGUUACCUUACGCUCGCUUGGAUGAUGCUUGCCCAGCAACAGGGAAAGGAUUACCAGCGUACGCCCGUUGUCUUCGAAGACGUCAUCUUCCAUCGCGCUACCAUUCUCGGGCUGGAUGCUGCUUCGGCCGUCAAACUGGCUGUCAAUUAUUUCCAGGGAAAGGGCAGCUUUGAGAUUUGUGAGGGUAGUAUCCUGGUGGCAUCAGGAAAGAUUCAGCUGGUCGCCAACGUGCAGCAGGAGCAACUGCAACUCGUCGAUCUUCCCGGCAGCGCUGGAGUAACUAAACUGUAUACCAAAGAUGUUUACAAAGAGUUGCGAUUGAGGGGCUAUGAUUAUAGUGGUCUCUUCCAGGGUAUCGUGGAUAUGGACAUACUUGCAGUAGCUGGACGUCUCCUAUGGUCGGAUAACUGGAUCAGCUUUAUGGACACCAUGCUACAAUUCUGCAUACUCAGUAAUUCUCUACGGGAACUGUACGUUCCCACGGGAAUUGAGCGUGUUGUAAUCGAUCCCCUUAAGCACUUUGAGCUGACCAAACAACACCAACAGAAGCUGCCCGUCUCCUGGCAUCGUAGUAUAUCCGUGAUCAAAUGCGGAGGUAUUGAAAUACAUCACAUGAAGACGGCACAGACGCAACGUCGAUCAGGCGGUCAAGGACGUCCCAGUCUGGAGCGGUACAGCUUUACGCCGUAUCAGCAGGCAACAGUUCCCCGAGGGGAUCAGGAACGUGCUAGGCUCAUGGCCUUGACCGUGGCAAUGCAGUUGAUCAUUGAGAACAGCGGAGGAGCUGUCAAAAUCAAGGGUGUGGAAAUUGCCGGUACUCGCAACAGCCCGGAGAAUCUUACGGCUGUCAAAUUGCUUGAGCUUAUCGAAAGGGAACCCAUUCUGGUGGCCGAUCUAAUCGUAGCAACCACCAGCAACAAUGAGUCAGAGCUAAGUGAAUUGCUGAAGGACUCGGGAGUUCGAGUGAUCGCAGCGGAUCUUGCAGCUUCGACUGUGGAACGACAGUGCGACUUUCUAUAUGCCCUUAACCUGCUGCAAUCGCCAGGCCUUCAAUUGCAGCACAGCAUUGAUAGUCUUAAGCCGGAGACUGGUUUCCUUCUAUUGGAGGAAAGUGCCAACAGCUAUAAAGCCACGGGACGAGAUCAACUGCAGCGCUUCCAACUCUUGCCUGUCCUAGAACAAGCCUAUGACAGCGAUCGUCUCUUGAUUCUCGCCAAAAAAUUCAACGAUAACAAUCGCUCCAUGUCCAUGGUUAUUCGCCUGACCAAUGAGAACUUUAAAUGGGUUGCAGAUCUGAAAAAUGCAUUGGCUAAAACCCAAACGGAACUAAUCUAUGUGGUAGCUCAGGGGGAGCCCAGCACAGGAGCUUUGGGCUUUGUGACCUGCCUGAAACGGGAGCAUUUGGGCAACCGUGUGCGAUUAUAUUUGCUGCAGGAUCUAGGCUUACCCGCAUUCUUCCUGACGGAACCUUUCUACCAAAAUCAGUUGGCGAAGGACUUGUCCAUCAAUGUGUACCGAAACGGCGAUUGGGGUAGCUAUCGGCAUCUUCCUUUGGAGGCUAAUCAGCCCCUACUCACUGUGGAGCAAGCCUAUGUCAAUACCUUAGUCAAGGGUGAUCUUUCCUCCCUCAAAUGGAUUGAAAGUCCACGCACCACAACUCAAAUUCAAAUGGCCAGCAAAUGGGAACCCUGCACUGUCUACUAUGCACCCCUUAACUUCCGGGACAUUAUGUUGGCAUCCGGGAAACUAGGCGUGGACGCACUGCCUGGCAACUUGGCUCACCAGGACUGCGUUUUGGGGCUGGAAUUUGCCGGUCGGGAUUCGCAUGGUUGCCGCAUCAUGGCCAUGGUGCCAGCCAAGUCCUUGGCUACCAACUGUCUGGCCAACAAGAAUCUCCUUUGGGAUAUUCCCGACAAGUGGACCAUGGAGGAGGCCUCCACGGUGCCCUGUGUCUAUGCUACCGUCUACUACGCCCUAGUUGUCCGUGGGCAGAUGAAGAAGGGUGAACGCAUCCUGAUCCAUGCAGGAUCUGGCGGUGUGGGCCAGGCUGCCAUCUCCGUGGCCCUGCAUCAUGGACUGACGGUCUUCGCCACGGUGGGAAGCAAGGAGAAGCGCGAGUUCCUCUUGAAGCGUUUCCCCAAGCUUCAGGCUCGGAACAUUGGCAACUCACGUGACACAUCCUUUGAGCAACUAGUCAUGACGGAGACAAAGGGCGAAGGUGUAGAGUUGGUGCUUAACUCGCUUUCAGAAGAGAAGCUACUGGCAUCCGUCCGCUGUCUGGGACUCAAUGGACGCUUCCUCGAGAUUGGCAAAUUUGAUCUGAGCAACAACAGUCCACUGGGUAUGUCCGUGUUCCUGAAGAACACCUCGUUCCAUGGCAUUCUGCUUGAUAGUGUCAUGGAAGGCGAGGAGGAGAUGCAGAAGCAGGUGGUGUCACUCGUUGCCGGAGGCAUUAAGAGCGGAGCUGUGUUGCCUCUAUCCACCACUGUCUAUACCGAUCAAGAGAUCGAGAAGGCGUUCCGCUUUAUGGCCUCGGGUAAACACAUUGGCAAGGUGGUCAUCAAGGUUCGCAACGAGGAGCAGCAAUUGGCGUUGCCCAAGCCACGUUUGAUCAACGCCAUUCCACGUACUUAUAUGCAUCCCGAGAAGAGCUACAUCCUGGUGGGAGGACUAGGCGGUUUCGGCUUGGAGCUGACCAACUGGUUGGUGAACCGCGGUGCACGUCACAUUAUCUUGAACUCACACUCGGGUCUGAAAACUGGAUACCAAGCCCUGAUGAUCCGACGCUGGCACGAGCGUGGCGCUAAAGUGAUCAUUGAUAUCAACGAUGUCACCACAGAUGCUGGCUGCAGGAAGAUGCUAGAGAGCAGCAAUAAAAUGGCCUUGGUAGGUGGUAUUUUCAACCUGGCCGCGGUGCUAAGAGAUUCACUUUUUGAGGAACAAACGAUAAAGAACUUCGAGGCAGUCGCAGCGCCCAAGAUAUUAAUCACAAAGCACCUAGACCAAUACUCGCGGAGUAUGUGCCCAGCUCUGGAACACUUCAUUUGCUUCUCCAGCUUGGCAUCUGAGGGUAAUCCGGGACAGACCAGCUACGGGCUGGCAAACUCGGCUAUGGAGCGCAUCUGUGAGCAACGACAGGCUGAGGGUUAUCCUGGUACUGCCAUCCAAUGGGGAGCAAUCGGAGAUACGGGCCUCAUUAUCGAGCAUAUGGGAAACAAUGAUACUGUCAUCGGAGGGACUCUGCCCCAGCGUAUGGGUAGCUGCCUCCAAACAUUGGAUAUCUUCAUGCAACAGCCUCAUCCUGUCCUGGCAUCGAUGGUGCUGGCGGAAAAGCGUAAGGCGGAGGCAUCAACCGGACAAAGUCUCAUCUCAACCAUAGCCAAUAUCAUGGGACUGCGGGACGUGAAUAGCAUUCAGGAUAAGACGACACUAUUUGACUUGGGCAUGGAUUCCCUAAUGAGCACGGAGAUAAAACAAACGCUGGAGAGGAACUUUGAUUUGGUCUUGUCAGCGCAGGAAAUCCGACAGUUGGACUUUAGUGCACUCAAACAGAUUGAUAGCCAGGCGACACAAGUGGCACCGACUUCAUCAACAGCUGGCUCUGCGUCAAUUGCCACAUCGAAUCCGUCGGCGAAUCAGUCGACGACCAUUGCACAAACUGAUGAAACCCGCAAGGUAUUCGCCAAGGAAGUAUUACCCCAGGACGUACUUGUGCGUCUGGAUUCCAUGGCGACCAAGGAGUCCAGCGAACCGGCCGUCUUCUUCCUUGCCCCCAUCGAGGGUUUCACAAUAGCCGUUGAGGCCCUCGCCGCCUCCCUCACCUGCCCAGCGUACGGACUGCAGUGCACGGAGCAGGUGCCCCUCGACUCAGUUGAAGCCUGUGCCGCAUACUACUUGCAACAGAUACAGAAACUUCAGCCGCGUGGUCCCUACAACAUUGUGGGCUACUCCUAUGGCUGCCUUCUGGCUCAUGCCAUUGGGGUCGCCUUGGAGCAGCGUCGAUGUGGCGUCAAAGUCAUUAUGUUGGACGGAGCUCCCACCAUGGCCAGUGGCUAUGUCCAGGAGGCCAAGAAGCAGACUGACGACCUAAAUCGCCAGCAAUCCAUGACACUGGCUUACUUUGGAGCACUGCUCGCCGAUGUGGACUACAACCAGCUAUUGCAACUGCUCGACGGCGUCAAGACCUGGACAUUAAAGCUGGACAAGCUGGCGGAUACCCUGGCAGCGCACACUCAGCAAACCAAGGACGUGAUCAAGAACAGCUGCCGAUCAUGCUUCAAGCAGAAGCUUUUGUUAUCCGAGAGCUACAAGGGAGUAAAGCAGCUUAACAGUGAUGUUGUACUGAUCAAAUCGGCGGAACACAAUGCGAUAAUGUCACAAGACGACUACGGUCUUAAAGAGAUUUGCACUGCCCAGAUUGAUAUGCAUGUUGUUGAGGGCACACACCGAACUUUCCUUAAGGAGGCCCAGACGUUACAGAUCAUCGAGCGUGUUUUGAGCAAAUAGUCACCGUAGACCAAUUAACUUUCAUUAAAUUAAUAGCUUAAUACUACCAUAUAAUGUGCAAGUUUCAAUUAGCUACACAAUUAAUAUAUCAACUUUAAAUUGUUUAAGUCUUUCACAAAUUUAAGUUCUAUAAAAUAUUGUUUUCUUUUUCCUAAUUCACUCGUUUAAUUGAUGAUUCAGACGUCAGUCUGCCUUCUCAUGACCCUUGAAAAAUUCAACGGAACCUUUUCGCUAAGCAAAUCAUUUCAUAAUAAGAACACACUUUUAAUGGGCAAACACUUAUUAUAUAUUUUUAUCAACGCCACUCAUCUAUAAGGAGAUUAUUAAUCAGCCCAUAACUGCUCCCGCUUAUUG
Molecule: messenger RNA, 7825 nt
Organism: Drosophila innubila
Lineage: Eukaryota; Metazoa; Arthropoda; Insecta; Diptera; Drosophilidae
Gene: FASN2
Product: fatty acid synthase
Biological process (GO): fatty acid biosynthetic process
Molecular function (GO): fatty acid synthase activity; phosphopantetheine binding; 3-oxoacyl-[acyl-carrier-protein] synthase activity
Source: RefSeq, a predicted model, not a curated record